CAUAUAGGUGAUAAAAUUAAACUAUCUAAUAGAGCAUAAUGUCCAAUGACAAACCAUUAGUUGGACUACUUUUUUGUUGUACGGGUAUAGCUCCACCAGAAAAGGAAGGGAUCUUUCAAAAGAUCAAAGCUUUAGGAGGUAGUCAUUGUGCCGAUUUAAUGAGUGAUGUGAAUUAUCUUAUUGUUGGAGAUAAAAAUACUCCAAAGUAUAAGUUUUGUAUAGAGAAUCGAGCAGAUAUUAAAUUCUUAUUGCCAUCUGCCAUUAGUGAACUCUAUAAAAAGUGGAUAGAUGGUGAAAGACAUCUUUCAAGUAAUGAUAUAGCAUCUUAUAAAUUUCCCGUAUUUCAUGGUUUAAAUAUUUGUAUUUCAAGAAUACUGUUAUCCGAUAGUCAGAUUCAUAAUUUAUUCAAUGAGAAAAGCUUUCGAUAUAAAUAUCUUUCACAAUAUGGAUCUAUAAUAUCAAAUGGUGAAGAACUUAUUUCAUUAAUAAAUAAAUAUGGUGGUCAAGCAACUGAAUCUUUGAGACUUACUAAUACUUGUAUAAUUUCAACUGAAUUACAAGGAAGGCGAUAUCUGAAAGCUCUCGAAUGGAAUAAACCAAUUUUGCAUCCUAUAUAUAUUAUAGAUUGUAUUCUACGAGGAGCACCAAUUAUGCCUGAUUAUUAUUUAAUGAGUUCUGAUGGACUUGAUUCAACUUUCGAAGGUGCAUCUCGGGUAUGGAAAGAAGUUAUUGCUCAGUCAAAUAAAGUUCUAACUGGUUUCAAACCCCUACCUACCAUUGUUCAUGAUUCUAAUGCACCUAAACCGUUAAAAGUGAAAAAGAAUACACAGAUUUGGAAUUCUAUAAUGAAUCAUACCAAGAGUUUACAUUCCACUAGAACCAAGCGAGAUACUGCUUGGGAUCAGGAAGAUGAAACUGAAGAAGAAGAUGAUCAUCAUCAUCAUCAACAUAAUAAUGAUGAGGAUGAGGUCAAUGGAGCUAAUAAGCUUUCAGAGUAUCAAUCGAAAGAUACAUUAUUUCUUGGUUUCAACUUUUUACUUGUCGGUUUUAAUGGCAAUCAGAGUCCACAAUUAAUUAAAGUGAUUGAAAAUCAUGGAGGAGAAACCACUAAUGAUUCCUAUGAUGAAUCUAUAUCUCAUAUAAUUUUACCUUCUUCAAUUGGAAGUACUCAAUCAAUUCAAAUGUUAAAGAUACUUCCUAAAGAUAUUAAAACUAAGAUAAAUAAUGGAGAUAUCAAAAUUGUGACUGAAUGGUUUUUAGAACGGUCAAUUUUUUAUAAAUCAAUAACAAUGGAUAGAUGGGGUCAGCCAUUAAAGGGAUUGGUUAAAGCAACUAAGAAAUUCAAGGUUUGUAUGACUGGUUUUACAGGAAUUGAGCUUUUACAUAUUGAAAAGUUGAUCAACUAUCUUGGGUUUGAAUUUUGUGAUUCUUUAACAAAUGAUAAAGAAUUAUUAAUUAUUAAUAUCAAUUUAUUUAAGAAUAGUUUAUCUAAGAAUUCACCAAGUUUAUUUAAGUAUAAAUAUCAUGAUGUAAUAGACUGUCCUACAUAUCAAAUACCUACCCAAAAUACACUGUCAUCAGUUUCAAUUAUUUCUUCUAAAAAUAAGAUUAAUGCUGCUAAAAAUUGGCAAAUUCCAAUUGUAUCAAUUGCUUAUAUAUGGGAAAUUAUGGAAUUAUCUCAAAAUAAUAAAGAAAAUAUGAUAAUGCCUGAUAUUCUUGAUUUAAAAUGGUGCAUUUAUGCUCCACUGUCUAUGGCUCGACCUCAUUCAAUGUUAGAUUAUGUUAGGAAAAUGACAAGCAUGAGCUCAUCUGAUAGUCAAUCAUCGAAAAGACAUCGAAAUGAUUCUCUUGGUAAUGAUGUCAAAGGAUUUGAUGACGAUGAUGAUGAUCAUCAAGAAUCAGAAGAGAAUAAAGAGAAUAGCGAUAGCGUUAUGAGAUUACCUUCACCUAGGAAGGCUAAAAAGAAACAAAAAUACGGAAGAAUAGUUGGAAGAGAUUCAGAGGAUUCAUUAACUAAUAAGUUAUUAAAAGUUGGAGGUACCAGUACCAGUAGUACGCCCAACGAUAAUAAUAAUAAUAUGAGUAAGAGAAAAAGUUCCAGUAGUGAAGUUAAUGUACUAUUUAUAGACGGUGAUCAUCAAGAAGAUAGACCCAUGCAAAAUCAUGAUGUAACGCUAGAUGAAGAUUUAGAUCAAUCACAAGUAGGUUAUCAACAAGCCAAUAAUGAAGAGUUAUUGAAAUACUUGGAAGGAGAUCCAAAGCCACAAGACAAUAAUGAUAAUAAUAAUACACUAGCAAAUAGACGACAACGUAAUAUUAGAAAAGUAGCCAAGUAUACUCGAUAAAAUAGGUUAUACAAUAUAGAAAUAAACGACAAAUUGCAGCCAC
Molecule: messenger RNA, 2388 nt
Organism: Scheffersomyces amazonensis
Lineage: Eukaryota; Fungi; Ascomycota; Pichiomycetes; Serinales; Debaryomycetaceae
Product: protein kinase activating protein
Exons: 1
Coding region: 39-2345 (768 amino acids)
Biological process (GO): DNA replication initiation; mitotic G2 DNA damage checkpoint signaling; mitotic DNA replication checkpoint signaling
Source: RefSeq, a predicted model, not a curated record